Messenger RNA from Triticum turgidum subsp. durum (durum wheat), 879 nucleotides. Lineage: Eukaryota; Viridiplantae; Streptophyta; Magnoliopsida; Poales; Poaceae. The record is from the annotation of a GenBank genome assembly.
AUGGAGUUCUUACUGCAGCCGCUAAACAGAACAUUCCUGGAAGAGGUGAAUGAUAACAACGGGGCAAUGGAGCCCGUGCGGUUCCCAGUAUCCGCGGUGGCUGAGGUUGAGGAUCCAGCACCGGCCGCUUCAAGUGCUGACGGGCAGAUCUGCGGGGCGGAGGCAGCAGGCGCGGACAUGGCUCAGUGCUCCGAGCACUCAAUGGAGCAAAUUGACCCAAAAACACCAGGGCGGACGCAAAGAGUGCAUGUAGGUGCUGCUGCUCUACGAAGGCCUCCGUGCCCGGACAGGGUCACGGCGCUGGAGAAGACUGACAGGGAAUUUGCCGAGCAUCCAGGAUUUGGAAUACGAUAUGGAAAGAGCAGGCUAAACGUUAGCAGGACUAAGUGUAUGCAAGAUAUAGUCUGUGGAUGCGCGGGGAAGCCAAUCGUUGAAAAUACUCGUUCAUGCCGGUGUGAAUGCCCAGCCCUCAUCAGACUACUGCGGACAAAGGACAAUGGAUGGUACGUAGCAGAGCACCGAGAUGGGCACAACCAUGCACUUUCCCAAACAUAUGGACAGACAAUACACUGGCCUACGGCAGUGAGCGCGGAAGCACGGAUCUGCGUGAUGGACACAGCAGCGGUGGUCAAUGAGGGACAGCUCGCGUCAGGCCUCGGAGCUCUGAACUGGAAAGAUGAAUCCACAUGCUUCUAUCUGGAAUUAGAGGAUAAAGCUGGUGUUGAGAACACGAGGUCUUGUCGUUGCGAAUGCCCGGCUCUAAUAAGACUGCUACGGGCAGAGGACAAUGGGUGGUACAUUGCAGAGCACAGAGAGAGUCACAACCAUUCCCUUUCACUGAAUUUGGAUCUGAAACUGCACUGCAUCAGUGGUGAUUGA